AUGGAUGAAACACAUCAUGCUCCGAUGGAUACGUCGACAGACUCUCCAUCAUUGGACAGUAUGAAAACAGAUUAUGAUGAGCUGCACUCCAUUAAUUUACAGACAAGAAUUCAUGCACUUCGACGAAUUAACAGACUUAUGAUGUUUCGAGAUGAUGAAUCGCGAACUGGAUUAUUACAUGUUUUAAACUCGCGAUUAUUGGUGGAAGAAGAUAAAGAUGCUAAGGCAUUGAUUGUCAUGGCGUUAGAGAAGCUAGCACAUUUACCUUCAUUCGAUGGUUCCAAGAUUCUACAAAUCUUAAUGAAUCAGACAGAAACGGAUUCGACAAAGUUGAAAUGCCAGAUUUACGAUUGUAUAUUUAGAAUACUUAAAAUCAAACAAUUUAAUACAUACAAUUCGCCCGACUUUGCUAGACUCUUACAGACACUAUCGAAGCUCGUUAUAAAAGAACUCUCCGAUUCUCAUCAUCGCAUCCGAUCCAUUUGCAUUCAAUUACUGACUUCACUACCAUCGCUCAUCAGUCGUACCAAAUCAAUACACGAACAGUCUGGUCAAAAAGUACCCCAUUAUCUGUCUGAACAGGAAAUACAAACAAUUAUCCGUAAUUAUGGUACUGAUGUUGAUCCAAGAGUUAGAAGGACGGCUCUCAAAUCUUUGCUUCGUUUACAUCAGCGUGGUUGUAAGUUAGAGUUAUCUUUGUAUGAUCUAUGCAAAGAAAGUCUCAAAGAUGAUUACGAAGAAGUGAGAAUUGAGGCGCUGAAUUUGAUAUGGGUGUUGAGCAGCCUCUAUCCCGACAGUUCGGUAAAACCGUUCCUCGACAAUUCUCUUGACAAAAGUGUUAGACUUGUUGACGACGCAUUUGUUAGAAUAUGUGAUAUUAUUAGUGAUGUCUCCGUCAACGUUCGUAGCAAGGCCUCCACUUUACUUGGAAGCUAUAGACAAGCAGAGGAUUCUAUUUUGCUGCAGACGUUUAGUAAAGAAAAAAUGACAAAUUUUGGAAGGCAAAAGGGUCGUUAUAUGGAUGAUGUUAAGACAGUAAAGAUUAAAUCAAAAGAUAUUCCUACUCCUGAAGGCGAUUUUGAUGUUCAAGAUGAGUUUCGUUUGCUGGAUUCGGGAGCAUGUGGAGCUUUCGUUCAUGGAUUGGAGGAUGAAUAUCAAGACGUUAGAUAUGCCACCAUUGAUUCUAUAUGUGAACUAUGCAUGCAUAACUCAACAUUUGCUGAGAAGGCAGUUGAUUUUCUUGUGGAUAUGUUUCACGAUGAAAUAGAUUCUGUUAGAUUGAAUGCGAUCAAUAGUCUUCGAAAGAUAUCGACCAACACAGAGAUAGUCUUUAACAGAGAGCAAUUGACUAUUGCUCUGAGUGUACUUGAUGACGCAGAUCCAACAGUGCGCGAAUCAACUCACGGAUUGUUGCGAGCUGUGAGAUUGGCUGAACGAGAUAUGGUAAUGAAACUUAUCGAAAUAAUGAAGAAUAAUGUGACAAGAUAUCCGGAAGAUCAGUUAUCUAUAUACCAAUGUUUUCGUGAUUUCGGUGCAAAGCAUAAUGAUUUUAUUGAAUACUUGGUACCGGUGUUCUUCACGUUGGAACAAGGGUUUAAGCCAGUGGAGAAACAUGUGGACGAUCCAAAGCAUAUUGGACACGUUAUUAUGACAUUCAACGCUGCUCAUUCUAAUUCCAAGAUACUCGAAAUUAUACCAGAUUAUUUGUGGAGGCAUUAUACUUACCUGAGAGAUAAAUUCCCAAGUUGCUUUCUUGAAAUACAGAUGCCUUCAAAUUUGUCAAAGCCAGCGAAGCAAAAGGGUGUCGAUUCUUAUGAGGAUGGACAAAAUGUUCAGAAUUUUAUGGAAGAAACCUUGACAAUUAUAAAUAAUUUAGAAUCGCUAUUCAAGGGCGACUUGGACACUGCUAAACGAAAUGCGAGAGUUUGCCUGAGAGACCUCAAGUAUAUAGCACACGUGGCUCCAUUGCUUUCAGGAAAAGCCGAAUUUGCGAUUAUGUACCUCGAAUGUGUAAAGAUAAUCAUCGAG
This is a messenger RNA of Paraglomus brasilianum, 2028 nucleotides long. Lineage: Eukaryota; Fungi; Glomeromycota; Glomeromycetes; Paraglomerales; Paraglomeraceae. The record is from the annotation of a GenBank genome assembly.